AUGCGCAAUAUCAUUUCAAUUCUCAUCUUCUCGAUAUCUGCUACAGCGUUCAUCCACCCAGGGGCCCUCCACACCGCGCAAGAUUUCUCGCGUAUCAAUACCUACCUCGCAAGCGAGGCCGAGCCCUAUAACACAACAUGGACUCUGCUCACAGCCAGUCCCUAUGCCCAAUCAUCCUAUCAGCCCAGCCCAAAGGAAACGGUAUACCGAGGCUCCAACGGCGUCGACAGUGAAAACUACCCGUCCUUGUACCGGGACGCUGCAGCAGCCUACCAGCUCGCCAUCCGAUGGAGAAUCACAAACGACACAAGCUACGCAGAUGCCUCGAUCAACAUCCUCAGCUCAUGGGCUUCCGCUCUAACAGCCAUCGAAGGCACCAGCGACAAGUUCCUGGCCUCUGGUCUGUACGGAUACCAAAUGGCCAAUGCGGCGGAGCUUAUGUCUGAUUACUCUGGCUGGGAUGCUGGCAACAAAACAGCCACAGGAACAAUGUUGACUAAUGUCUUUGCAUCGAUGAACACGCGCUUCAUGCAGGAACACAACGGCCAAGACUACUAUCAUUACUAUGCCAAUUGGGACCUGUGCAAUCUCGCCUCGCUCCUUGCUAUUGGUAUUUUCACAGAUAACCAGACCAUGUACGACUACGCCCUCGACUAUGUUCGCGCAGGGCCUUCGAAUGGCGCCCUUCCUAUCUUUGCUAUUGCCAACUAUACGGAGUCUGCGUCGGGUAAGAUCUUGACGCAGGGACAAGAAGCUGGCCGUGACCAAGGCCAUUCUACGCUAGAUAUGGUGUUGCUUGGUAUCGUUGCUCAGCAGGCAUACAACCAGGAAGAUGACCUGUUCGCAGAAUAUAGUAAUGAGAUUCUCAAUGCGGCUGAAUAUGUUGGCAAAUAUAACGUCGGUUACGACGUGCCCUACACCCUGUACGAUAGCUACCAGGGUAACCAGACCGUCGUUUCCAACAACUCGCGCGGCGUUGUCCGUCCUGGAUUCGAGCUGCUAUCUGCGCACUAUGGCCAGGUGAAGGGUCUCAACUCGUCCUGGACUGAUUCAUAUCGCGACUGGGCCAAUGCGAACUCUACGAGCGGCGUUGAAGGCGGUGGUGGGAAUUACGGCUCAAAUUCGGGCGGCUUUGAUGGGCUUGGAUUUGGUUCUCUACUCUAUCGGAUUUCAUGA
This is a messenger RNA of Penicillium soppii, 1176 nucleotides long. RefSeq names its product putative GPI anchored protein. Gene Ontology annotation, cellular component: periplasmic space. The transcript is spliced from 2 exons. Gene Ontology annotation, molecular function: lyase activity. NCBI's taxonomy places the organism in Eukaryota, Fungi, Ascomycota, Eurotiomycetes, Eurotiales, Aspergillaceae. Bases 1 to 1176 code for a protein of 391 amino acids. The record is from RefSeq and is a predicted model, not a curated record.